This is a messenger RNA of Scheffersomyces stipitis CBS 6054, 2427 nucleotides long. RefSeq names its product DNA-dependent ATPase (gene RDH54). The record is from RefSeq and is a predicted model, not a curated record. The transcript has a single exon. The annotation marks the transcript as partial. Gene Ontology annotation, biological process: reciprocal meiotic recombination; double-strand break repair via homologous recombination. Gene Ontology annotation, molecular function: DNA translocase activity; ATP binding; ATP-dependent chromatin remodeler activity. NCBI's taxonomy places the organism in Eukaryota, Fungi, Ascomycota, Pichiomycetes, Serinales, Debaryomycetaceae. Gene Ontology annotation, cellular component: nucleus.
UCAAAAGAAAGAUAUGCUGUUCAAUGGAGGAAAAGAACCAACAAAAAGAACAAGACUUGGGACGGCGACGGAUACAUAGUGGUAUACCGGGAUGCCGCUUCUAACUCGUCUUUUACUAUUGCAUUCAAACAGUUGGAGGCUAAAAAUGUUAUAAGGAAACAGUUCACAAAUGUGAAUGUAGAUCAGAUUCUUCGAGGUUUGAUCACUAUUGGGCAAAACGAGCUCGAAGUCGAUUACAUGAUCAAUACGGAUGCUGAGUUUCGUAGAUUGACAGGAGAAGAAGAAGAAGGAUCGGAGUCUUUGUCAUCAAACCUUUCCCAAUCUACAAUACCGUCUAAACCAUCAAAACCUAUGGCAUACAGAAAAAUGAUACCGAAGAACUAUGAGGUCACCACUUCCAAUAGACAUACCCGUGCUCCUCUCUAUAACGAUUCAAGGGCUAUAGCUUUGCCUCGACCUCCUGGUGUGAAUGAGAAUGAACUUGUAGAUGUAUUGAUAGACCCUCAUUUAUCUGUCAAGUUGAGACCUCAUCAGGUGGAAGGAGUCAAAUUUGUGUAUGAAUGUCUUAUGGGCUUCAGAGGAAAUAAUGGAAAAGGAUGUCUUUUGGCUGACGAAAUGGGACUAGGCAAAACCCUUAUGACAAUUACCGUCAUCUGGACCUUAUGCAGACAGAACCCUUUUAUCAAGCAGCCUAGGUCGACUAUUCAUAAAGUAUUGAUAUGUUGUCCAGUUUCUCUUAUCAACAACUGGAAAGAUGAGUUCAAAAAGUGGUUGGGUAUGAAUAAGUUAUCAAUACUUACGUUAGGUGGGAAUGUCUCUUCGAACGAUAGACAAGAUUUAGUUUCAUUUGGCAAUCUCAAUGUUUAUCAAGUCUUAAUCAUGAACUACGAGAAGGUUACGACUUACCACCAAGAACUUUCCAAGAUUAGGUUUGACCUAUUAGUUUGUGACGAAGGUCAUCGUUUAAAGAGCAGUAGCAAUAAAGUCAUGAACCAUUUGACUCUGUUCAAUAUCCCCAGAAAGAUCUUAUUAACUGGGACACCCAUACAGAAUGACUUAGUGGAGUAUUAUACCAUCAUUAAUUUCAUCAAUCCUGGCAUUUUAGGCGAUUUCAAGUCAUUUCAGAAAUCUUUUAUCAAUCCAAUUACUAGGUCUAGAGAUGUCACUUGCUUUGAUCCAGUUGUGAAAGAGCAAGGAUUGGAGAUUUCUAACAAAUUGAUAGACAUAACGAAGCAGUUCACCUUAAGAAGAACACAAUCACUACUUCUUAACUAUUUGACCGAAAAGACUGAUGUUAUAUUGUAUGCUCCACCAACAGAUCUCCAGAAACGAUUGUUCAGUUACAUAAUCAAUCUAAAGUCAUUCAACGAGUUGAUGAAUGAUUCAGCUUCCACUACGACACAAGCAUUUACCUUGAUAAACCUAUUCAAAAAGCUAUGUAAUUCGCCGUCCUUAUUGCUCGAAGACAACUUCUUUUCAAAAUUGAUCAAAGGAGAGAAAGAAGAGAUUGAGUUGCUUAACAAGAAUACAUUGACAACCUCGUCUGGAAAAAUCAAUAUCUUGAUUCCAUUAUUGCUAGAGAUCACGUCUUUCAACGAGAAAAUUGUUCUCGUAUCAAACUACACCAAAACUCUCGACUUACUAGAAGCAGUGUUAAAGAAGUUGGAUUUAUCCUUUUUGAGACUCGAUGGAUCUACUGCUAAGAACUUACGGAACAAGUUGGUAAACCAAUUCAACAAGUCUAAUAUCAAUGUAUUCCUAUUGUCUUCCAAAAGUGGAGGUAUGGGUCUCAAUCUUGUUGGAGCAUCCAGAUUAAUUCUCUUCGAUAAUGAUUGGAACCCUUCUGUAGAUUUGCAAUCAAUGUCUAGAAUCCAUAGAGAUGGACAAACUCGUCCCUGCUUCAUCUACAGAAUUCUCACUACUGGCACCAUUGACGAAAAGAUAUUUCAGAGACAGCUAAUGAAGAGCAAAUUGAGUUCCAAAUUUUUGGAUAACGAAUCCCAAUCAACAUCCGAUGUUUUUGACUAUCGUGAUUUGAAGAACUUGUUUGAAAUUGAAGAGAACACAAUCUCUAACACUCACGAUUUACUAGAGUGUGAAUGUACGGGCGAUGGACACAACAUUAGUGUCAGUCUUACAGAUAGUGAAUCCGAUUCUGACGCAGAAGGAUUCCUCAGUGCUCAUAGGCAGAGUCUGUGGAUGUCAGCUCUGGACUUGCGAGACAAACUUGAAAAGGAUGAAAAGAAGAAAUUGUCAAUCAAAGAUGCUCUUAACGAAUAUAGACAUUUCGACCCAGCCACAGAUGCUGAUAAAGUCUGUCAGCAUAUUAACGACAAGGUACUAGUUAAUAUCAUCAACAACAAGGGUUACAAUAAGAAAACAUUUCCCAUCAGUUUCAUCAUGACAAGGGUUUCUGACAGAACUACU